GCAGAAAAACAAGAAAACGUCAAACGCAAAAGAGAAGAGAAAAAUCAAAACAUUUACGAUUUUGGGGGUGCAGCGCAGUGUUGUGUUGUGGCGCAGCCAAAAAGUGCAGUGUUUUAUUGUUACGUCGCAAACAAAACGUUGCGAAGAAAACGAAAACAAUAUUCACUUUCACGCCGUGACGAUUCGUGACAACCGUUUCUUGUAAACAUUCCGACUUGCUUCACAAAGAAGACAACAAGCAAGUAAUCGAGUUAUUCAAGUGAAAGUUGAUAGUGAAAAAAAUUUGCCAAACGAAACAAAACGAAAAAAAAAAACAGGCAAUCUGCAAACAAAAAUGAGGCCAAAGACGAUGGCCGUCGUCGAGCAGUGAAAAAAUCAAGUUGUGCAAAAAAGUAUUCAGAAUCCAAGCAGCACAAUGUGCACUUCCUGGCUGCAAAGCUGCUGCCUCCAGUGGCGCUCCUGGAUCCGGCCACUGCUCAUUCUAGUUUACCUUCUCUUCGUCGUGAUUGUCGUUCCGCUCCUGAUCGUCAACUCCGUCAAGGAUGGCUUCUCCCGCAAGGACCAGCUCAUCCUGAUUGGGGGGUUGUUUGUGCUGUCGGCGAUUCCGAUCUCGAUCUGGCAAAUUACCCAACACGUCGUGCACUUUACCAGGCCAAUCCUGCAGAAACACAUCAUCAGAAUCCUCUGGAUGGUUCCGAUCUACGCGCUGAACGCGUGGCUUUCGCUGCUCUUCCCACGGCACGCCAUCUACAUGGACAGUAUCCGCGAGUGCUACGAGGCGUACGUGAUUUACAACUUUAUGAAGUACCUGCUCAACUAUCUCAACCUGGAGAUGGACCUGGAGCGGACCCUUGAGUACAAGCCCCCGGUGCGACACUUCUUUCCGCUGUGCUUCGUUGAACCGUGGCCGCCCGGCCGAGAGUUCGUCCAUAACUGCAAGCACGGGAUCUUGCAGUAUACGGUUGUGAGACCGAUUACCACCUUCGUCGCAUACAUCUGCGAGGUGAAGGACGUCUACGGCGAGGGUCGGUUCGAGACGGAUGUGGCCUUCCCGUACGUGGUGUUCAUCAACAACUGUUCGCAGUUCGUUGCGAUGUACUGCCUGGUGCUGUUCUACCGCGCCAACAAGGACGAGCUGAAGCCGAUGAGGCCAAUUCCGAAGUUUCUCUGCAUCAAGGCGGUCAUUUUCUUCUCGUUUUUCCAAGGAGUCGUGAUCAAUCUGCUGGUGUAUUACGGCGUCAUCAAGGACAUUUUCGGAUCGGAGGGCAACGACGACAUCCAGCAGUUGUCGUCCAAGUUGCAAAACUUUCUGAUUUGCAUCGAGAUGUUCGUGGCGGCGCUGGCUCACCACUACAGCUUCUCGUACAAGCCGUACGAGCUGAACAUCCCCGUCGGGGGCUUCGGAAGUAGCGGCGCCAGUAUCAACGGCCAGGGCCACGGAUCGUGGUACAGUGCGCUGUUGAACAUGCUGGACAUCUCGGACGUGCACCAGGACGUGAGUGACCAUUUGGGCGUGGUGGGCAGUUCGUUGAGUCGGAGAUUCCGGGGUCGGACGACGUACCAGAUGGCGCGAGGUGGCAGCAGCAGCUGCGAAAGCGUCGGUGGCUCCGAACGGCAGUACCUGGUCAAUCCGACGACCAGCGGAGGAAGCUCGUCGAAUCUCACCUCCGGAGCGCAGUGCUACCAAAGCGGACUCAGCAGUUCCGGUGCUCAACUCUACGCGAACGCCCCCAAAUCCACCCAGCAAAACUCGUACGGCACGCUGGACGCCGGCAUCAGCAUAGUCAAACCCAAGCAGGGCCGCCAGCAGCAGGUGGACACGCCCAACGAGGGUGCCCCAAAAGUCUCGAACAUUUUCAACCAGUUUCAAAACUCGAAAAAUCUCAACCUCGUCCUCACCAAAUGUCCCAGCUUCGACAAUCUGACCAAGAGUGAGACGACAACGACGACGGCCACCACGCAGUCGAGCAGCAGCAGCUCGAACCAGCGGGCACUGGCCACGACCGGCAGUGACGAAGGCUCGACAACGGCUACCGGAUCGGGCACGGGAACCACGACCAACGCGACUUCCCUUUCGGACCCGAAUCUGCGCAAGUCGGAGAGCAACAGCAGCGACUGGCUGAGCACUCCGGAUGAGGAUUUGGGCAUCGACGUGAAGGGAAUCAGCAACGAUAACAUCAACUAUCAUCCGGAUCGAAGGGCGUAAGUUAGCAAAAGAGAUUUGUCGCAACAGUCUGAAGAACAAAAACAAAAACUACGAAAGUGUAUUUAUAGUCAAUGUUUAUCGCGAUCUAUUAGUUAAGGCUGCCUUAUUUAUCAAAUAUUUACUCCGCUGAGGAGAAAUAAACAUUAUUUGUUUGAUGUGAUCAUUUUUUUCCACCAACCCCAGAAUCAUCCGAAGCGCUUCUUUCUGUCCCGAAAUUAAAUUGUUUGCAUAAGAAAAAAAACUGUGCUGAAGCGAAUAUAACUCUGAUUGAGUGCAAGGAAAUUAUACUAGCCAGAAGAAGAAGACAGGCGUAGUUUUAAGCUCAUGUAUCGAAAAAGUGAUUUUAUUUAACAUAUAUUUUAGAAG
Molecule: messenger RNA, 2572 nt
Organism: Culex pipiens pallens (northern house mosquito)
Lineage: Eukaryota; Metazoa; Arthropoda; Insecta; Diptera; Culicidae
Product: transmembrane protein 184C
Exons: 4
Coding region: 416-2206 (596 amino acids)
Biological process (GO): transport
Molecular function (GO): transporter activity
Source: RefSeq, a predicted model, not a curated record